Messenger RNA from Cryptococcus deneoformans JEC21, 1382 nucleotides. Its product is annotated as electron carrier, putative. Lineage: Eukaryota; Fungi; Basidiomycota; Tremellomycetes; Tremellales; Cryptococcaceae. The record is from RefSeq and is a predicted model, not a curated record. The transcript is spliced from 10 exons. Gene Ontology annotation, biological process: mitochondrial electron transport, cytochrome c to oxygen; mitochondrial electron transport, ubiquinol to cytochrome c. Gene Ontology annotation, cellular component: mitochondrial intermembrane space. Bases 68 to 403 code for a protein of 111 amino acids. Gene Ontology annotation, molecular function: heme binding; electron transfer activity.
UUUACCUCACGCAUAUUCUCUAAUUCCACUCUCACAACGCAGCUUGUAUCCACUCAUCUAAUUCAAAAUGGCCGGUGACACUUACACUCCUGGUGACGCUUCUAAGGGUGCUGGUAUCUUCAAGACCCGAUGCGCCCAAUGUCACACCCUUGGUGCUGGUGAACCUCACAAGGUUGGCCCUAACCUCCACGGUCUCAUUGGCCGAAAGUCCGGUCAAGCCGAGGGUUUCUCUUACACUGCCGCCAACGUCAACAAGGGCGUUACUUGGGAAGGACAAACCCUCUUCGAGUACCUUGAAAACCCCAAGAAGUACAUUCCUGGUACCAAGAUGGCCUUUGCUGGUCUCAAGAAGGCCAAGGACAGGAACGACCUCGUCGCCCACCUUGAGGAGGCUACCAAGUAAUAUAGCAUCUUUUUAUGGGACUCGCGGUUUGGAUGAUGCUCUGUUAUAUGACACUAUUUGGUUGAUAGCAUAUGCACUCAUCCAUGUAAUAAUACAGCAGCUAUCCUUUAUUCAUUCACGCCACCGACUCAUUUUAAACUUUCAAGGAUGCUCCUUCCUUCCCGCCGUUUAUGCGUCAUUGCGCCGUCACUUGCGCGACUGGUAUUGAUGCGGACCAACCUUGUCGAGGCGAUUGUUGGCGAGGAAAAUGGACGCUUCUUGAUUGGUGACGGCCGUCCAUUUGAAAUUUCCCAUUGUGGCGGAAUUAUUUCCGUUGGCAUCUUUUGGGUUCUUAAUUACGUCACAAGAGAUCUCGUGUUGUGCCGCCCACUUCGGGCGUGACGGACCGGCAGCAGCAUCGAUGGAUCUGUACAUAGUAUAGUAGUAUUAUUGUCGACGGCUGUUGUUCCCCACGAGGUUCAGGUUCAAGGGUUUCUCAUCACGUUAUUUCCGAACCAUCUUCGUAUAAAAGUUGGAAUCGGAAUUAUUGCUGCACAAGAAAUGGCAAAACGAUAUAUGAAUUUCUAUGUUAUUGUAACGUUUAUUACGAAUCGUAAUUAAUCGGCUUGCCAUAUUGAUGUUUUACCGUCAACUGCCAUUCUUGCACGCCAAGCCCCCUACUUUGACAGACGUCCCAGUUUUGUCGACAAGUUGACGGGCUCUCCUCCUGGUGCCAAAGAGUCUGAAUUCUUAGAACACCGGCUGGAAAGUGGGAGAAUGGGAAGGCAUUCGCAAAGAUCGGAGCAGGAUAUGCUGAGCUGAUCAAGCAAGCUGUGCUGUAGGAGAGAAGAGUACAGAGCGCUUGGAAGUACGAGUCCAUUACACAACUAAGAAGGGUUGUCCUUAAGAGCUUUUAACAAUCGUUGAUAGGUGUCUUUCAAAGGCAGUUAUGUACAAAGCAUAAGAGUAACAAACAACAUAUGUAAAAUAGUUGGAUGUG